UGCAUGCUCGAUCGAGUUGUUUAUCUUUUAUUCGCCGACGAGAAACGAUCUGUCGUAUUCGCGCAUAUUCAAUGCGCAGUUCAGUUUAUCAAUCGAGAAUACAUCCCGUCUCUCUGGGUACACACUUGUUAACAGCAAGAGACCGGCUCCAGUCUACACACAGAAGUUGCGAUGGCAGUUAACAAGACUAUUUGAACAGCAAAAUUAGCGACAAUUUGUGAUCGUUCCAUUGACAAAAUUUGUUACAACGACGCUUUUAUUUUUCGGAUACGAGAACCAAAGUAUCGCCAUGGAGACUUCUACUUUGAUUCUGAGCAUCCUCGCGGCUGGUAUUUGUCUGUAUUAUUUCGCUCUGAGUAAGCUGUCGCAUUUCAAAAAAAUGGGAAUUCUACACGAACGUCCGUUACCGUUUCUGGGCAAUAUGACGUCCGUCAUUCUGCAACGCACCGCUAUAAUGAUUAAAAUACAGAGAUUGUACAAUCUCUUUCCUCGGACGAAGUAUUUCGGACUCUACGAUCUAAUGACGCCGGUUAUCGUGAUUCGCGAUCCGGACCUGAUCAACACAAUCGCCAUCAAGAAUUUUGACAAUUUCUGCGAUCAUCGCGCCUUCUUGAACGAAGAGCUCGAUCCAUUGGUCAGUAAAAAUCUUUUCAAUAUACGGGGAGAUCAUUGGCGCGAGAUGCGAAAACUUCUCAGCCCGACCUUUACGUCUAGCAAGAUGAAAAUUAUGUUUAAAUUGAUGGUUCAGUGCGCGGAGAACCUGUCUACUCACGUGGCGAACGAGUCCGGUGAGACUGGCAAAACGUACGAUGUGAAAGAUUUGCUGUCCAGAUAUGCCAACGACGUGGUGGCCACAUGCGCCUUCGGCAUUAGCGUGAACUCGUUCAAGGACAAAAAUAACGAGUUUUUUCUGCUCGGCAAGGAAGCCAUGAACUUUGACUCUAGUCUCUCCACUAAAAUGUUUAUAAACCGAAAUUGUCCGAAGCUCUCGAAAUACUUGCGUCUUAAGGUGUUUAGUUCAAAAGUGGAAAACUUCUUCAAAAGUAUCGUCACCGAGACGGUGAAGGUCAGAGACGAGAAGGGCAUACAUCGACCGGAUAUGAUUCAGCUGAUGAUGGAGACCAGGAAUAAAAGCGACGGACCCUUGUUCGACAUCAAUGAGAUGACCGCUCAGGCGUUUGUUUUCUUCUUGGCGGGAUUUGACUCCGUGUCGACGGCUAUGUGUUUCUUUGUGCACGAAGUCGGCGCCAAUCCUGACGUUCAGAGAAAAUUGAAGGAAGAGAUCGACGACGUUCUUCGAGAGACUAACGGCAAACCCACUUACGAGGCUAUCAAUGGAAUGAAGUAUUUGGACGCGGCGUUCAAUGAGACCCUCAGACUGUAUCCGCUGGCGGCUUUCUUAGACAGAAUUUGCGUGAAAGAGUACGAAUUACCGCCGGCGACUCCGGACGCGAAACCAAUCAAGGUGAAACCAGGACAGUCCAUUUGGUUUCCUAGUUACGCUUUGCAUCGCGAUUCUACGUACUAUCCAAACCCCGACAAGUUCGAUCCUGACAGAUUCUUGAAUGGGGAAGUGGACAAUUCUGUUUACAUUCCGUUUGGUAUUGGACCACGAAUUUGUAUAGGCAACAGAUUCGCCAUAAUGGAAGCGAAAAUCAUGAUGUUCUAUCUAUUGUGGCACUGCGAGCUCGAACCUGAUGUUAAAACCGUAAUACCCAUGGUGCUGAACAAGCGAACGUUCAUCAUGAUGGCGGAAGGUGGAUUUUGGAUGAAAAUACGGGCGAGAAAACCGAUGGCGUCUGUUACGUCGAAUGGAGAGAAUUGAGAGACCAAAAAAUAAUCACAUACGAUGUAUUUCACGUAUAAAGUUACGUUUAAAAUAAACUAUUUGUGUAAAUUAUGGA
Messenger RNA from Pseudomyrmex gracilis, 1904 nucleotides. Its product is annotated as cytochrome P450 9e2-like. The coding region runs from base 290 to 1825 and encodes 511 amino acids. The record is from RefSeq and is a predicted model, not a curated record. NCBI's taxonomy places the organism in Eukaryota, Metazoa, Arthropoda, Insecta, Hymenoptera, Formicidae. Gene Ontology annotation, molecular function: heme binding; oxidoreductase activity, acting on paired donors, with incorporation or reduction of molecular oxygen; iron ion binding. The transcript has a single exon.